CAAAUAAUCAAAACUUUGUUUCAGCAAAUCACACACCCAAACAAUGGCACUAAGACCACCACUACCCACGCUUUCUUCAAUCUGUUCUUCCAGAAUCCACUCCAGAAACCUGUUUUUCUCGAGCUCCAAAUCGAGGUUUCUCGACAACCAGUGGCCGCCGGCGCAAGGCAAACGGUUGAUUUUCUCCGGGAGGAGCAGAAUUGGAGGCAAAACGGUGAAGGCGUGCGUGAAAUUGGAAGAGAAAAAUGCACCGGAAACAGACAAAGAGUGGGGGAAGGUCUCGGCGGUCCUUUUUGAUAUGGACGGAGUUCUGUGUAACAGCGAAGACCUUUCGAGAUUGGCCGCCGUCGAUGUUUUUGCCGAGAUGGGGGUUCAAGUCGCCGUUCAGGAUUUUAUUCCUUUCAUGGGCACAGGUGAAGCCAAAUUUUUAGGAGGUGUUGCUUCUGUAAAGGGUGUGAAGGGAUUUAAUCCGGAGGCGGCAAAGAAGAGAUUUUUCGAAAUCUAUCUGGACAAGUAUGCGAAGCCAAGUUCUGGGAUAGGUUUCCCUGGUGCGUAUGAACUUAUAGUACAGUGUAAAAACAAAGGCCUCAAAGUGGCUGUUGCAUCUAGUGCUGAUCGUAUUAAGGUUGAUGCCAAUUUAGCAGCUGCUGGUUUGCAGCUUUCAAUGUUUGAUGCUAUUGUAUCUGCGGAUGCAUUUGAAAACUUGAAACCUGCUCCUGACAUUUUCUUAGCUGCAUCAAAAAUUUUAGAUGUGCCCACAAAUGAGUGCAUUGUGAUUGAAGAUGCAUUGGCUGGAGUGCAAGCUGCAAAAUCAGCUAAUAUGAGAUGCAUAGCUGUAACAACAACGUUAGGAGAAGAAACUUUGACAGCAGCUGGUCCAUCACUUGUCAGAAAGGAGAUAGGAGAUAUUUCCCUUGAUGAUAUUCUCACUGGUGGCUCUGUUUACCAUAAUCCUGAGCUGUCUUCUCAAUCUACUAGUGCUUCUUCACAAACUCUGCCCAAUUCAACCAGUAAGCAAAUUAAAUCGUUUCAGGAUAAAGAUUCUACGGCAGACUUCUCAGUUGGAGGGUUUCAGGGUUCUCGACGAGAUAUUGUGAGGUAUGGAAGCUUGGGAAUUGCUGUUUCUUGCCUUCUCUUCACCGCCUCAAACUGGAAAGCCAUGCAAUAUACAUCUCCAAAAGCUAUAUGGAAUUUGUUUUUCGGGGCUAGCACUCCUUUUGGACCAGGAGAAGGAUCUCGUAAUGAGAGAGUCCAACUGUUUGUGAACUACAUAUCCGAUUUGGAGAAAAGGGGUACCGGAACAACUGUUCCAGAGUUUCCAUCUAAACUUGACUGGCUCAACACAGCUCCUCUUCAGCUGCGCAGGGAUUUGAAAGGAAAAGUGGUUCUUCUUGAUUUCUGGACCUAUUGCUGUAUAAAUUGCAUGCAUGUGUUACCAGACCUAGAUUAUCUUGAGAAGAAGUAUAAAGAUAUGCCGUUUGUUGUUGUAGGAGUGCAUUCUGCAAAAUUUGACAAUGAGAAAGACUUGGACGCCAUUCGGAAUGCAGUUUUACGCUAUGGAAUCACUCAUCCGGUUGUGAAUGAUGGUGAUAUGUAUUUGUGGAGAGAGUUGGGUAUAAGUUCAUGGCCUACAUUUGCCCUCGUCGGACCAAACGGCAAGCUUAUAACACAAGUAUCUGGUGAAGGUCGCCGCAAGGAUCUUGAUGAUUUGGUUGAGGCAGCAUUAUCGUAUUAUGGUGGAAAGAAUGUAUUGGACAGCACACCUAUUCCCUUGAAUUUGGAGAAAGACACUGAUCCUCGAUUAUUGACAUCUCCUUUGAAAUUUCCUGGUAAGCUGGAGGUUGAUGUUCUCAACAACCGACUGUUCAUUUCUGACAGCAACCACAAUCGCAUAGUAGUCACUGACCUUGAUGGUAACUUCAAAAUGCAAAUUGGAAGCAGCGGAGAAGAGGGUCUUCGUGAUGGUAACUUUGAGGAUGCCAUGUUCAACCGCCCACAAGGACUUGCUUAUAACGCAAAGAAAAACCUCCUAUAUGUAGCCGACACUGAAAAUCAUGCUCUAAGGGUGGUUGAUUUUGUCGAUGAGACUGUGCGAACACUUGCUGGAAACGGAACCAAAGGUUCUGACUACCAAGGAGGAGGAUCAGGAACAACUCAGCUCCUGAAUUCCCCAUGGGAUGUCUGCUUUGAGCCUGCAAAUGAAAUUGUUUACAUUGCAAUGGCUGGCCAGCAUCAGAUUUGGAAGCAUAAUACAGUAGACGGAACUACUAGAGUUUUUAGUGGCGAUGGCUAUGAAAGAAAUUUGAAUGGCUCCAGUUCUGGAAGCUCUUCAUUCGCUCAACCUUCUGGAAUUUCAUUGUCACCUGAUUUAAAGGAAGCAUACAUUGCUGAUAGCGAGAGUAGCUCUAUUCGAGCAGUUGAUCUAGGAACAGGUGGAUCGAGACUCCUAGCUGGUGGUGAUCCGAUUUUCUCUGACAAUUUAUUUAAGUUUGGGGACCACGAUGGAGUAGGUUCUGAAGUACUUCUUCAACAUCCUUUAGGUGUCUUUUGUGGAAGUGAUGGUCAAGUUUAUUUUGCGGAUUCGUACAAUCACAAGAUUAAGAAGCUGGAUUUAGCUAGUAAGAGAGUCAGUACAUUAGCAGGUACUGGAAAGGCUGGAUUCAAGGAUGGAGCAGCCUUAGAAGCCCAGCUUUCAGAGCCUUCCGGACUUAUUGAAGCGGGAAACGGAAGAUUAUUCGUAGCCGAUACAAAUAACAGCAUAAUACGGUAUUUGGACCUGAACAAGAAAGAACCGCUACUGCUUACUUUGGAGUUGAAAGGUGUCCUACCUCCUGCCCCUAAAUCAAAAUCAUUGAGGCGCCUUAGGAGGAGAUCCUCAACCGACACAGAGACAGUAAUGAUUGAUGGAGGUUCUUCCAAUGAGGGCAAACUAUGUCUAAAUAUAUCCGUGCCACAAGGCUACCAUUUCUCAAAGGAAGCACAAAGUAAAUUCAGUGUGGAAUUUGAACCAGAGAAUGCGACAUCGGCUGAUCCCAUGGACGGGAUUAUCAGCCGUGAAGGAUCUACGCUUGUACAGUUUAAAAGAUCCUCCCCUUCAUCGUCUAAGACUAGAAUUUACUGCAAGGUAUACUAUUGUAAGGAAGAUGAGGUUUGUUUAUAUCAGGCAGUGACGUUUGAAGUAUCUUUCCAAGAAGCUGUACCUGAUUCCACCCCAGCAGAGAUAACGCUAGCUUAUCUCGUCAAACCUAAAUCAUGAUUCUCGUAAUUAUUAAGGUACAUAAAAUCCGUGAUCCGUUACGAAAAUCGUUUUUGUGUUUCUCUUCUCUUUUGCAAAGGUUGUUGAAUAGAGACCAAGAUUGAACGCAUCCUCAAAUGAAGGAUCAUAGUAUCUAUUUAUGUACCAUUUUGUUUUUGAUUAUACAGACAAACCAAAUUAGCUUCAUAAAGAUGAAAGUGAUGGAUAUUAAUUAAUAUAAUUAGAUUCAACUUAUUCCUUUGUUAAUAGAAUGAGGAUUCAUCCUCUACUCAAUAUUAUUAUUCAUUUGUUAAUAGAGGUAAUUUUCUGA
Molecule: messenger RNA, 3566 nt
Organism: Erythranthe guttata (spotted monkey flower)
Lineage: Eukaryota; Viridiplantae; Streptophyta; Magnoliopsida; Lamiales; Phrymaceae
Product: haloacid dehalogenase-like hydrolase family protein
Molecular function (GO): protein binding
Source: RefSeq, a predicted model, not a curated record